Messenger RNA from Debaryomyces tyrocola, 380 nucleotides. The record is from the annotation of a GenBank genome assembly. NCBI's taxonomy places the organism in Eukaryota, Fungi, Ascomycota, Pichiomycetes, Serinales, Debaryomycetaceae.
AUGAGCAAGGAUGUUUUGGCUAAGAAUAUUAGACGGUAUAUUUUAAGAGGUGGUGAGGAUGGUGAUAUGGAUGAUGAUAGUGAUACUGUUACUGAUGUGAAUAUGGAUGUUGAUAUUGAUAUCGAUAGUUUUGAAAUAACCAAAUUCGACUACAGGAANAUUUUCAACAAAGGUGUGAAUCAAAAUGUCACUUAUACAGAAAUGAUGUUUAAAUUUUUCAAUAUUAAAAAAGAGUCAUAUAUCGAUGAGGCCCUUCGAAGGUUUAAAGGAAAUUUCAAUCCGAAUGAAUGGAAAGAAUUAUUCAUAUUCUUUUGUGUUAUGCCGUUUACCGAAUAUGAAUUCCAGGGUGAUGAUGGAAAUUUACUAAAUCCUGAUACUCU